GAUCCUAUAGGGAUUUUAGAAAUAAUUCAAAAUGAGGCUCUUACGGAGACACUAUGGACCUCUUAAAUUGGCUAUGGUGGGUAUUGUCUUUGUAAUAUUUGUCUUCAUUAUGCAAAAAGAUGUUGGCAAUGGCACCAAAGAUGAUCCCUGGUUAAAGAACAUUGUGGAGCGAAAAGAUCAGGUGCUGGAUAUGAUGAUGGGGGCGGUGAAUAAUUUAAGGGACUCCAUGCCAAAACUUCAGAUCAAUGCCCCGGUUCAGCAAGAGGAACCAGAACAGAAAGCAAAGUCUUGCUUGCCUGGAUAUUACACUCCAGGAGAGCUCAAAUCUUUCAUGGAAAGACCACCAGAAGAUCCAAACAGCCCUGGUGCUGACGGAAAAGCAUUUAAAAAGGACACGUGGACACCAGAGGAGACAAAACAGAAGGAUGACGGAUAUACCAAGCAUUGCUUCAAUGCCUUUGCCAGUGAGAAGAUCUCUCUCCACAGGUCUUUGGGACCUGACACAAGACCUCCAGAGUGUAUUGAGCAGAAAUUCAAGCGAUGCCCUUCACUUCCAACAACCAGUGUGAUUAUUGUAUUCCAUAAUGAGGCCUGGUCAACUCUCCUCCGGACAGUGCACAGUGUUCUACAUACAUCACCCGCAAUCCUGCUAAAAGAAGUAAUUCUUGUAGAUGAUGCUAGUAUAGAUGAUUACCUGAAGGAGGAGUUGGACAACUACGUGAAGUCUCUGCAGAUCGUAAAAGUUGUACGACAGCAAGAGAGAAAGGGUUUAAUCACCGCCAGGUUGCUGGGUGCCAGUGUUGCUACAGGCGAGGUGCUGACCUUCCUGGAUGCCCAUUGUGAAUGUUUCCAUGGUUGGCUGGAGCCUCUCUUAUCUAGAAUUGCUGAAGAUUAUACAGCUGUUGUGAGCCCAGAUAUCACAACUAUUGACCUGAACAGUUUUGAGUUUUCCAAACCAGUGCAAUAUGGCAAGCACCACAGCCGUGGUAAUUUUGACUGGAGUUUAACAUUUGGUUGGGAGGCUAUACCAGCCCAUGAGAAGGAAAGGAGAAAGGAUGAAACCUACCCCAUUAAGUCUCCGACAUUUGCUGGAGGUCUCUUCUCAAUCUCCAAGGCUUACUUUGAGCACAUAGGAUCAUAUGAUGACCAAAUGGAAAUCUGGGGAGGAGAAAAUGUAGAAAUGUCUUUUAGGGUCUGGCAGUGUGGAGGUCAGUUGGAGAUCCUACCUUGCUCUGUGGUGGGCCAUGUGUUUCGUACAAAGAGUCCGCACUCCUUCCCCAAAGGAACUCAGGUGAUCACUAGGAACCAGGUACGUCUAGCAGAGGUCUGGAUGGAUGACUAUAAGGAGAUUUACUACCGGAGAAACCAACAAGCUGCAAAAAUGGUUAAAGAAAGGAACUUUGGAGACAUUAUGCCGCGGCUAAAGCUCAAACAUGAUUUGCAUUGUAAGAAUUUUUCAUGGUAUCUCCAAAAUAUCUACCCAGAGAUGUUCAUACCAGACCUCUCACCAACUUAUUUUGGGGCUAUUAAAAAUGAAGGAUCCCAGAGCUGCCUUGAUGUUGGAGAAAAUAACCAUGGAGGAAAACCUCUCAUCAUGUACCCUUGUCAUGGGAUGGGAGGAAAUCAGUACUUUGAAUAUAGUACGCAGAAUGAACUGCGACAUAAUAUUGGGAAGCAGCUGUGCUUGCGCUCCAAAUAUAGUGCUGGUCCAGUGGAGCUUGGAGAAUGUCAAUACAAGGGAAAAGGAACUACUGUUCCAGGAAAUGAGGAGUGGGAAAUUACUAAGGAUCGUUUACUAAGAAACACUGGCUCGCAACUAUGUCUAACCUCCCGGGGAGAACAUCCGUCCACCACCAACUGUAAUCCUGGAGAUGUACACCAGCGCUGGGGCUUUAGCUAAUUCCCAUCAUGCUCAGUGACUGCUACUUGAGGACUUUAUCUUCAGUGCCUUCUUAUCCCCUGGAUAUUAAUGAGAAAAGUGCCCAUUUCUCAGAGUUGCCACUGGGCAGGAAGCAUUUAAAACUUAUCAUUUUAAAACGUUUACAUUUUAGAUCCGUGCCUUGAAGGAAAAGAAAAAAACCAAAUGAACACCUUUUCCAUUGAAAUAAGCUUUCAUAAAGCUGGGUGUUGGGGUUCCCCUUAACCGCAUUUAUGGAUUAUAAAGAGAAAUUUGGACAGGCCAGAUUUGCACUAGUUGUUCUCCAACACUACGCAAGUGUGCAGCAUACAGCUGUUGGGUUUUAUCCCACUAGAACUUGAGCAGAGAUGAUGUUUCAUCUGAGAAGUGCUGCACUUGUUUAUAUAUAGCAAUAAUUAAGGUAGUAUAAUCAAUCUGAAGUAAAUCCAUCGCUGCCAUGGACAGUCAGGCCUCAGAUCGUGCUGGGACUUGUAUCAUGACAACAUUUAUGACCUCAAGUUGUAUAAAUAUGGCAAGAUUACUGUAAGGUUGCACAGAAUCACACUGGACUGGUUGUCCUCUGCUUGGCCAAUUAUCAAUCUGCACAAAGUGGAAUUGUUCUUCCCAUUACAUGACUCUUCUGGCAGGAGAUUAGCGCAACUUUAUUGCAAUGAAGUUUUUUUUAAUCGAGAAUGUUGUGAGAUUAACUGUGAUUUCAUCCAUUUUGAAAUGUACAUUUUAUGUAUUUGUAUAGUCUUUUGCACAGCACCAAGGCCACCAUCUAAGAAGGCAAAGAGCAGUCAAUAUACAAUAACCCAUAAUAAUUCUUCUUUCAGCAA
Molecule: messenger RNA, 2736 nt
Organism: Nanorana parkeri
Lineage: Eukaryota; Metazoa; Chordata; Amphibia; Anura; Dicroglossidae
Gene: GALNT6
Product: polypeptide N-acetylgalactosaminyltransferase 6
Exons: 10
Coding region: 32-1900 (622 amino acids)
Cellular component (GO): Golgi apparatus
Source: RefSeq, a predicted model, not a curated record